AAAUGACAGCUGGCAAUUCUCCGAGAAUGAAUGAAGGAAAAAUUCUGAACAUCCGCUUGUUUAUUUGUGACGGUUUCACGUUUUAUUAAGAAUAUGCAUUGUUCUUUUCAGUAGUAUAUAUGAGAUAUAAAGAUGUUCAAUCGAUUUGCUGCGGUUCUACAUCAGGCAGUGGAAGCGAUUGCUCCAACGCAGACGUUACUGGAGGAUUUCAUUUUUCAUUGGAAAGCAAUUACUCACCAUUUCAUCAAUAACAAAGAUGACAAGCAACCGGUACAAGAGUCCAACAUCCCCAAUCACCUUGACCACAUGCUGGUGAUCCUAACCCAAGAAGAGGGCCAGAUGGAAGCCAAUCAAACAGGGCCAUGCAUGGAACACCUACUGCAGCAUAAGAUUCUAGAAACACUGCUGACUCUGGGAAAGGCUGAUUGUCCACCAGGUAUGAAGCAGAUGGUCCUAAUGUUCUUCACCAAUCUCUUAGGAAGAAUCAAACAGCCUCUCUUGCCUCACAUCAACGUCUACAAGCCUGUACAUAAAUUGGUGAAGGUUUGUGGAGAGACCAGAGCUGGUCCCACUGAGAAGGAGGAGAUCCAGUUCCUGUGUGUUGUGUGUUUCAAGUUGAGGGAAGAUCCAUAUUUGGUCAACUUUUUCCUGGAGGAUCCCAGGCAGAGUACUAGCAGGCAACGGGGACAACCUCGAACCAAGCCAGACUCCAGCCAAGCUGAAUUCAGUGUGAUAGACUCUCUGCUCAAACUGGUGCAGAGUCCAGACUCUCGGGUAGCUGUCAAGGCUUGCGAGGGACUGAUGCUGUGUGCCAGCUUACCUGAAAGCCAGGCAGCUAAUUGUAUCGUGAGGAAUACGCAGUUCUGCACUCUCCUAGCCGAACGGCUGUGCUCGCUCUACAACGCGCUUCCGCUGUCCAUGGAUCCAGUGGAUAUUGAGAGCGUGGAGGCAAAGUGGGGCCUUGAUGUCCUCAGUGACUCCGAUGACACCAAUAACUUUGCUGGUAAGCGUCAGUUGAUCUCCCUCCUCUCUUGGUUUGACUACUGUGAUCAGAUCAUCAAGGAAGGGCAUCCUAUCAUUGGCAAGGCGUUGUCCACUCGGGUCAAAGAAAACUUCCUCGUUCCGAUCAUCGAGCAACUCCUACUCCAGACGUCAGAAGUGGGCAUCCUGACAAGUACGGCACACCUGGCAAAGUUUGUCAAGAUGACAUCAUCUCCCCAGCUCCUGAAUGAGUUUGUAUAUUUCAUCCUCGGUGAUAACUCAAGUCCAGAGAAACCUGGUGAUGCUGAUCAUAAGAUUAGGCAUAGGCUCAUUGAAAGAUGUGAUCAUUUAUCUGAUGAGAUCUGCAUCAUGUCCUUGAAGCUGUUUGAAGUUCUUCUCCAGAAAUCCCAUGUCCACAUUGUCAACAAUUUGGUGCUACGCAAUCUGAAGACGAGGUCGUAUUUUGACCGGCACCCUCCCACACCACCUUCAACUGCCCCAACAUCUCCAUCUGAUGCUCCUGCAUCGCCUCCUCAGACUCCAUCUUCUCCUGGAUCCAAUCCCCAAUCUCCUUCCAUGCUUGGAUCGCAUCCAGAGGCAGACUUGGUAGGGGAAACUGUAGAAUCAGACAAAGUAGAGAAUGACUUGCCCUUAACGAAUGGUCCUACAAACUUAGAUCAAGAAAACCAUAUACCAGAGGAUCCCGUGUUGCAAGCGGAAGGAGCACCCCCUAUUGGUGAUCAAGAACCUGAUACUGCACUUCCAGAGUCGUUAAGUGACAGUUCUUUAGGUCCAGACUCCUCACUCUCAGGUCUACCGAACCCAGUGCCUCAACCGUCAUCACCAACAUCCCUUCUUCCCCCUUUAUCGGACACACCCAAUACAAACAGUGCUAUGAGUCUGACCACACCUGUUCCUGCGGCCGAACAGUUCCCCCGUCUGGUCGGGGUGGUGCCGUUGUUGACAACUCCCGCUCCUCCGCGAGGUGUCCCAACGCUUGCGUCACCUGCCCAAAAUGCUACUGUUCCAAAUGUGCCUUCACCGUUGACACAACUCUUGACAUCGUCUCCAGACCCGUUGCCAUCGACUAUGAUGUUGGGGACGUCACCGUCGUUAUCACUGACGUCACCUAGAUCUCUUGGCUCACCGCCCCUUACCCCAGGCUCUCCUACUAGUCAGUCAGAAGGAGAGGACUCGGACCAUAAUAUGCACAGGGUUGUCAGCUGUUUUCUAGGGUUGAUACCAGAAGAGAAUAAGUCUUCCUACCUAACUGGGGAUACAGGGUACGACAUGUACCUUAGAGAGGCGCAUCGAAACUUCCGAGAGUGCACGGUAAACAGUCUUCCUUACGAUUGGCCAAACUACCCUACGCCUGUGGAGAGACUGCCUGAGUCCGAACCGUUCUACGAGGGAGCAUUCAUCAAGAUUCUCUUUGACAAACUCUCUAGGAUGUUAGACCAGACAUAUGAGGUCAACCUUCAAGUGACAUCAGUACUGGCCAAGAUUGCACUAUAUCCACACCCUCACAUACACGAGUACCUCCUGGACCCCUUCUUAACCAUCGCACCAGGAUGUAGGAAUCUUUAUAGUGUCUUGGAGAAGGUGGUGGGUGAUCUUAGUGUGAGAGUGAGGUCAAUCCCGGAGUUUCAGAAGCAGCUCUUUCUUGUCAGACAACAGCUCAUGGGCAUCGUGGAGGAGCAAGACAGGAGUGGAGCAAGCGCCAUUAUGAACUUGCCGUACAUUGAUUUAUUAGAAGGUGUCAUCGUCCUGGAAGAGUUUUGCAAGGAGCUGGCUGCCGUCGCCUUCGUCAAGUUCCACGCAGCAAGUGGGCGAUAAUCAUCCCCUGCGGGCUUAAUGACUGCUCGCCCACGGGAUUUUGUCAAGCAAACUCUGGAUGAACUCCUUGAUGUAGAUGCUGUUGCCAUGGUAACAUGCCUCAUCUCCUGUCUGUUUCAGGUGAUGGGAAAAACAAACUCAGGAUGGUAUGCACAAAGACGGAAAAAAUGAUAAUAAUGGAAGUGAAAGAAGCCAAUUUCAGAAGGUGGAGAUGAACCUGUGGGAAGUAAAUUUCCACUUGUCCCAAAACAGAAGUGUCAAAGAAUGUACUUGUUUUUAAAGCUGCUUUAUAUUUUAUUUCAUAUUUAAUUCUGUUCCAGCUUAUAACAGUUGUCAGUGAAAUCCUUCCAGGUGAUUGAGUCAGAGAAGCAUGCAUCAAACCCUAUUGCCAAUUGAGUCUACCCAAACUUUUGUAUUUCAGCAGUAUAAAAGGACUUUCGAAUCAGGCCUUGAGUGCCUACAGGGUGUCCCAACAAAAACUGGAUUGGUGGUUCAAAUCAAUUGAUUUGCCUUCAAAAUGUUUACUUUUUUGGCACUGUUAGUGCAAGGUGAACACCAUGCCUGUCCAUGGAGUAGUUAUCAAUCUCGGAGUACCCUAAACAAGUAUUUUGCCAUGUUUUCCCCACCUUGAAUAAUGUCUCCAAUAUUCAAUUUCCACGAUAGGGUGAAUUAUACCCUUUCCAUGCACUGCACGCACAAAGGGUGUUGAAAAAGUAUACCCCUUUCUCCCGAUUUUGGCAAUUUUGAUCCCCUUUUCACGGUUCUCACAUAGAUCACUCAAUCAUUACAAACAACCCUGUAUAAAUGCGUUCGAGCCCAAGCAUGGUAUCCAACUGUAAUGACGGGCAGGGAGCACGUCAACGCUAUAUAUUGCCAGCCUUUGCUUUGGCCUCGGCCCGAGUCACAUGUACAAAGUCUAAGGGAAAAGGUUUUCUCCAGCGGCCUUGUGGCUUAGGAAGUAACGGCCUCAAUUACAUCACUGGACGAUGGCAUCCCCAGGGAGCUACCCAUUGCCAAGGUCUUGUAUUUUCCUGAUGGGUGUUUCAUAAAGCUGUUCUCUAGUACCGAGCGACUUUAUGAAUGAUUGGUGAUCCUUUCAUCAACACCACUGAAAAUGUAGCAUACAUCAUUUACCACAAGAAAGGAUCACCGGUCAUUCGUAAAGUCGCUCGUAACUUAACGAACAGCUCGAUGAAGCACCCUGCAGGUGUAUAAUCAACAAUAUCUGGAGGUUUUAGAUGAAAUGGAAGUCCUUCACUAUUUGAAGAGUAACAUAUAAUGAAGGCUCGCCUGAGAGUGCCGUACAGAUGCGUGUGCUGAAGGAAGGGAGGGGGGGUUUACUGUAGUUGUCAAAUGGUAUACAGGUACAGUGGUGCUAACAAGUCAGUGAACCGAACCAGAAAAUCAACAUCUUUAAAAGUGUUCAAAUUCUGCCAUCUUAUUUAUAUGUAGUUAUGGUCAUUUCAAAAUAUCUGCAAUCGUUGUUGGGGCUUUUCAAAAAGAGUGGUCGUAAUGUUAAUACAAGGGUUUGAUUGAAGCAGAAUUUUCUGCUGCACAAUACUUAACGCAUACAACUGUAUUACUUGCUAUGACCAGUAUUGGAAAUUUGUAUACGGUAUCCAAACAACAUUGUCUCUAGUAACGGUCGUGUGAGGUGACAUAAACUUAUGCAAGAGGCAGAACUUGUCAUCAUUAUAACACUACAUGUACUCAGCAGUUGUAGUGACUUGAAUUUAAUAUCUAACGAAUGUCGAGUUAAAAUAUCUUGCCAGAGGACGUUGUAGAGGCCGAAGGCUAGUAAUCGAGUCAAGCUACAUUUACAUGUAUGAUAAGAUAAUAUAAGGCAUUUGCAUAGCGCACAGAUCCACCUUGUUAGGUGCUCAAGGUGCUCCUAUAUCACCCCAGCUAAGGUUGUAGUCCACUGAUUCUGAUGCUCACAGCUUUUUGAGGAAUUGCUUCCUACCGGUACCCAUUCACUUCACCUGGGUCGAGUGCAGCACAAUGUGGAUAAAUUUCUUGCUGAAGGGAAAUCACGCCAUGGCUGGGAUUCAACCCCACAACCCUUUGUUUCAAGGUCUGGAGACUAAUCCGCUGGACCGCAGUGCUACACACAGGAGACUAUGGUAAUUGGGUAAUAAAUGUCUAUGUACUACCUUUUGAGUCAAUAUUAGAGAAAUAAUUGGAUAAAUUGAAGUGUUGGCCAUUAUGUACCUACAUUAAGAUAAUAGCAUCAGGUAAUAGUUCUUCAUAUAUCCCACUUCUGUCUGAAUAUGAGAUUAAUCAUUGUAUAACUUGAUCUGUAUUGCAUUAAACAUGCAUACUGAAGAUAGUUGCAUCAGGUAAUAGAUAUUUAUAUACCCACUUCCGACUUAAAACAAGAUAGAUCAUUGCAUAGGCUUGAUUUGUAAGUCAAUGUGUACCUUAAAUAAUAGCAUCAGGUAAUAGAUCUUUAUUUACCCCUUUCUGACUUAAUGCAAGAUAUACCUUCAUAUACAUAGUUUGUGAUGUGGGAGCUAUUGUAGACCUAAGAUAAUAGCAUCAGGUAAUAGAUCUUUAUAUACCCCUUUCUGACUUAAUGCAAGAUAUACCUUCAUAUACAUAGUUUGUGAUGUGGGAGCUAUUGUAGACCUAAGAUAAUAGCAUCAGGUAAUAGAUCUUUAUGUAACCCUUCUUAUGUCAAGGUAAGAUUAUCAUUGCAUAAAUGUAGCUUGACGUGUACAUGUAUUUCAGUCAUUGUGUACCCUACGUGCACAAAGGGUGUGCACACAAAAAUAAUUACCAUUUUAUUCCUGAAUUUCCCAGGCCCUAUUAAUCGAUUUAUAUUUAUUCCUGGUGCGUGGGAAGGCCUCCCACUCGUGCUUUGAAAACAUGGGAAGCUUAGGAGAGCGAGGGAAGAUUAGGAAAGGGGUGAAACAGAGGUAAAAAUUGAAAAAUAGAUGGAUGUUGGAGGGUGUUUGUCUGUUCUGGUUGCAUACGCAUCCGCAAAUACAUGGAGCUGAAGACAUGUGAUUAUAAUCAUACAAGGACAAAGAUGGUUUCUGGGAGGAAGAUGUGGGGCCUGAGAAAAAGUGCAUAGAUUGCUGGAUGCGAUGACCGGGGUAAUGAUAAUUAUGUAAAGCGCUAAGAAACAAAAUAUAAUAAGUUCUAUAUAAUUGUAAGUAUUGUAAUUGAAGUAUUUUUUUUAUCAAAUAAGUGCAAAGUUUAUUCUUAAGUUACAUGUAGAUUUAGGGGUAUACAUGUAGGAUACAUGGAACUCACCCCCCCCCCCCCCCCCCCUGUGUUAAGAUUAAGACAAAUAUGGAAUAUCUCAUAAAACAAGAAGUCAUGCUUAAAUGAAAUUCACCAACAGAUCAUUUAAACAAAUUCAAUUCAAAUCAAUUCAAUCUUUAUUUUUCAAAUAGGAUAAAAAUACAAAAAAAAAAUCAAAUAAUUUGAUUAGAUAAUAAAAUAAACUGCGUGGCUAUCCCUGAUGGUUAUAAGAAACCUGUAAGGCUGGAUCGCCAAAACAUAGUGAAAACACAACAAUGUUAAUGAAAAAACAGAAUGUCAUAUCAUAGUAAAUUCAUUCCAUGGUACUUAGUAGGAAAACAAUUACCUUUCCCUCAUUGUUUUAGAUUCCCUGCAUAAUGAAAAUUAUUUUUAAAUCAUUACUUCUAGAUGGGUAUAACCCAUAGAGCCCCAAAAAUUUCCAAUUAAAUUAUCCUGAAAGAUUGUAUUCCAUAAAAAAUAAAUCUUUUAUUUGCUUUUGGUCAUCUAAAACUAAGCAUUGUCUCAUGAAUGAAAUAAGAUGGCAAAUUAAUUAAUGUGAUGCCAUGUUGAUUAUCUGAUUACUUGAAUGUGUGAUCACAAAACUGAAAUACGAUGUAUUAGAGAAAACUCUUUAUUGAAUGAUUUUGAUGAUCUUUCCUGUUUUUUGCGGGUUUGGGGAUGAAAUCGAGAGAAGAUCCUUAUACCGUUAAUCCUUGAGAAGUGUUACUGUUCAAUAUUUACAUCAAAGUUUGUGAGAAAACUCACAAACUACAUGUAUUUAUCUCCUUUCCCUAGUCUCUUUCUUCUGCUUGAGUGUUUUGUCACUUGAAAAAAAAUUUAGUGUCUCAAAAUCUAAGAAAAUUAAGAGGGCAGUUCAGAAAAAGCUUGAUUUUACAGAUCUUUAGAAUAGGAGACCGUUUUUAGAUAAGAAGAUAUAUUGUCAUAUGUGUAUUUCUAAUCUGCAGCUAUUUCUGUGCUGCCCUCAACAUUGUUAAAUUUUAAGUUGACAAGGUUUUAACACACCCCAGCAAGGAUUUGUUGGACUGCCACCAGAGUAGCAUUGAGCCCUCUAUGGCGGCCCUUUAUAGACCUUCACUGAAAUGAUAUUAUAAGUGAGUCAACCUCUCAAAAGUCCCCUCCAGGGAAGGGCAUAUGCUUUUCUCAUUUAUAUGGAAAUGAAAUUAAAUCGUAGAUCAAAAAUCUCAUUUGGUCAACAAAAGAAAAAAAAAACAGAAAGGACUUUGCAGCAGGAAAUCAGGUGUGGUUAGAUGUAAAAAAAAACCUCAAAAUGAAAUUGUAUCCUUAUUUGUUGUAAAAGUACUCUAUACAUAGUCUAUGAUUUUACUCGUGAUAUGCCAGCAAUAUCUCCGCUCUUUGUGUUUUUUUGUUGUUUAGUUUGUGGUGCUUAAUGGCAACAGUGGAAUGAUGGGAAUCAGUUAACAUUGAUUUUUACAAUUUUUUUUUUGAGGGGGGUCCUGUAUGGGGGUUGUGUAUCAUUCUAGUGGUGCCGUCUUCUGCCUUUGCGGCUUGCUUUUGGCCAAUCAGAUGCAAAAAUUUCAGUAGCUUUUAACAGUUUUCACUGACUUUUCACCCCCCAAAAUGUGCUCUUGGUCAGUCUGAGGUAGAGAAUUUCAGUAGCUUAGAACAGCUGUCAUUGACUGUCAAUGGUGAAUGAACUCUCAGUCGAUCAAAUGCAAGUAAUUGUCAUUUAUUUUUAACUAAUAAUUUGCUCUCGAUUGCGAGCAUUUCAGUAGCUUAUAACAAUUGUCAGUGAGUUUAGCUGAUAGAUUUG
Lytechinus variegatus (green sea urchin) is the source of this 7858-nucleotide messenger RNA. RefSeq names its product protein FAM160B1-like. The coding region runs from base 133 to 2817 and encodes 894 amino acids. The transcript has 17 exons. NCBI's taxonomy places the organism in Eukaryota, Metazoa, Echinodermata, Echinoidea, Temnopleuroida, Toxopneustidae. The record is from RefSeq and is a predicted model, not a curated record.